ACUCUCUUCCCAACAAUCCUCUCCUGCCACUCAAGGUCACUAGCCCUGACAACGCAAGAUCUGCUUCAGCAACCUUUGAUCGACUAACCUGGUAGGGUCGACGACCGCAAAACACUCUGAGACUGUUCACGCAGGACACCUCGGUCAUCAUCACCAUGUGCUUCUUUGAUAUGUACAAGUUCAGCUGCGGCGAUUGGAAAUGGGGCAACUUCCGUCAACAUUGUCAGCGCGAAUACCGGACUGGUGAAACUUGCGGCACGAAGCUUGUCUUUCAGACCAUAAACCAGCCAGAAAAGUGCCAAUUCUGCGAGAGGAUUGAACGCAAGCAGCGACGCUACGAGAAGGCCGCCAGCGAUGUUAAGCGCUGGCAAUGCGAGCCGCAGAAGUACCGCUGCUCCAUCGAGAAGGCGAUGACAGACAUGAGCACGCUUGCGCAGGAGAUAGCCAGCAUUGUGAACGAGAAGAACGCCAGAUACGUCAACAUCGGCAACACUCGGCGCAAUGGUCAUCGCUAGAAGGGAUUGGAGGAUGUUCACCAGUCGUUUCCGGCUUGUUUUCGACGACGGUUUGAUGCUUUGACGUUUACGGCCUUUGACUUUCGCUGUGCAUUGACGGUGCUAUUCUUCUCCGGUUUCACAUAGUCUUUAGGAAACGAUGAAUACUUU
This is a messenger RNA of Baudoinia panamericana UAMH 10762, 665 nucleotides long. RefSeq lists its product as uncharacterized. The transcript is spliced from 3 exons. Lineage: Eukaryota; Fungi; Ascomycota; Dothideomycetes; Mycosphaerellales; Teratosphaeriaceae. The coding region runs from base 156 to 515 and encodes 119 amino acids. The record is from RefSeq and is a predicted model, not a curated record.